Molecule: messenger RNA, 1653 nt
Organism: Phyllotreta striolata
Lineage: Eukaryota; Metazoa; Arthropoda; Insecta; Coleoptera; Chrysomelidae
Source: the annotation of a GenBank genome assembly
AUGGACGAUCAGGAUCAUAGUCCGUUGGAAAACGACGAACUUAGCGAAUACGAUAUUUACUCCAAAACGCCGCCCAGGACGAAAAUUCUCAGGAAAAAUCGCGACAGGAAAGUCCGAGAACGCCAAACAAGCAGCCCGAUAGUUUCCAGUAAAACCAAAUCUUCCCUUACGAGAAGACACACGACGGGCACAAUGCACGAAGACACCUACCAGCCCAAAUCGGAGCACCAGGACGAAGACGGUCCGAAACGUCUAAAUAAACGCCAAAUGAAGCUCCUUAGAGGCUCCGAACGCGACUUAAAACUCGACAUAGCCAUAGCCCAAGCAGCCAACUCCGAUCACCAAUUGCACGAUGAUCUACCCGAGGAACUGGAGUACCCCAAAACCCCCAGCUAUCAAAUCGAAAGCAACAAAAGGUUUAUGAGCCUGAUGGGCAGGACGGUCCCUUGCAAGAAACAGUUCUGUCCGAAGGGCCGGGCGAAGGACGAGGAGCAGGAGAAUCGAAGCUGCGAAAGGAACGAGGAGGAGCCGCCUUUGAACGGAGAAUGUCCAGCCAGGAGGAUGAGCAGAGAGGAGAGCUUAUGGCAGAACGAAUUAAAAGAUCUCAUAUGGCUGGAGCUCCAAGCCUACCACGCCGACAGGACCCCCGUCGAGGAAGACGCCUACCUUUGCAUGGCCCGCGAAUGCGUCGAGCCUCUUUUGAACGAUAUCAAAAAUUACAAAUUCCAGAGACCAUCCAGAAGGUAUCUAACCCAAAACAGCGACAGCGGCCUGGAGGAGGACUGUCCCGGCUGCGUUUCGAUCUACUGUCACCCGUGCUUAGAGGCUCAAAACGAGGCGCUCGGCGAGAUCGAACGGUUGCUCAAACGCCUGGAAGAAGCCGAGCGAUUGUUCCCAUCGAGCAAGGCCUUCGCGGAGCUCUAUCCGCUCUACAGAUCGCCGGAGAUCGUCGGCAGGGUGAGGGCCAUGUGCCAAUGGUACAAUAUGACCAAAAUACAGCGGUUGAAGUUGAACAUUUUGGGGAGAUUGGUGGUUUUGUUGGAUAGCAAACGGUCGGAUUGGCCUUGUAGCUCGGCGGGGGACGAUAACGGUUCCGGCAGCCCAUCGGACAGCAACAACAGCACCAAUUCAACCUUCAGCCUCAUCAGCAACCAAGAUUGCUCAAACACCAACGAUCUCUACCAACCCGUCUCGCCCAUUUGCGAUCUUUUAGCUCCCAAAUCCGGCUCGAACAAAGUCUCCCCCUACCGGAGGUACAUCGAGAACGUGCUCAAAACCCGAGCGCUCGACAAGAGCCUCAAUUUUCUGAGCAAUUUGCACAGCCACGUGCUCAGGAAGACUCAGAUCACGCUGGAGUAUCCGGACGAUGCGGGGGUUUUCUCGAAAACCGGGUGUUGCUCAGACGAUGAGGAGCUCAGAAGAUACGGCUGUUGGAGCCCCGAAUACAAAACCUUAGAUCUACCAUCAUACAGGACGUUGUUCAUAUUUUUGGCCACCGUUCCAUUGGAAGUCGUACACGAAUAUUUGCUGAUGCGAUUGGAACAGAAACCGACCAAUCCGUCCGCUCUGAGCAUCAGGCAGCUGAUGAGAGAACUGAAAACCGGAUUGUACAAGGCUAUCCAGGAAAGAGAAAUUUGCCACAAUUUCCCCUAA